GAGAGAGUUGACGUUUGGGACGAUUACUUUGCAAUAAGUUGGUCAGUUUUGAGAGGCAGAGUCUCGAUGUUGUAACUGAGGGGUAUUCCACUAGCAAACACCGAGCGGCGGAAGAUUUUGCAAGAAAAUAAAAGCUGCAAAGCAUCCAGUGGGUGGCUUUUUCGAAAGGGUGGGGGUGAUCCUGUCGUGUGGAGUCGGUAGUUAAUCUGGUGACGCUGGUGAGAAACUCGGGGGAAAUGUCUCUCUCUCUCGCUAUUUUAUUUCUGCUCCAGGUUUUUGUCUUCGGAUCAACAGCCUCUGGCAUCUCUGAAGGGCUGCCUGACCUGAGGGUGGAUAUCAGGGAAGAGCUGGGGGACUUAAGGCUGGAAGUUAAAGAGAGUGGCGCUCAGCUUCUACUUGAAGACAAGAUGGAAGGAACAGGUGCACCAAAUCUUAACCGGGGUUCAGAAAAGUUGAGAGGAGUGAGCUCUGGAGAAACGUUACGAAGUAUAACUGUCUUUACCCUGAAGCCCGAGAUGAGGUUACGGCGGGGGGGCGAUGAGAAUGGCAAAGUUAUCCCCGAGGAGUCAACAGCCACUUCUCCGCAAAACAACUCAAUGGAGUCUCGCCACUUCUCGACAACCCACUUCCAAAUCACUUCGAGGAUCCCUCUUUCUUCGCUCAAAGAUGAAGGGGCGCAAACACAAGACGAAAGUACGGGUCGAAUUGCCGGUGAACAGCGGAAUGAAGUGGAGACGACGGCGGAGAGGCUUCAAUUGGAGAGCAAUCUGUACUCGGUCACUGACACCACUUAUAGCGCGUAUGCGGUGGUACUUCUCUCCCUGAUACUCUUUAUCGUCGGGAACAUCGGAAACCUGGCCGUGAUGUGCAUUGUUUGCCACAACUAUUACAUGAAGAGCGCCUGGAACAAUAUUCUGGCUGGCCUGGCUUGUUGGGACUUCUUCGUCAUCUUCUUCUGUCUGCCUGUGGUUGUCUUCAAUGAGAUCACAAAGAAACGGUUGCUUGGAGACAUCGGCUGUAAGGUCGUGCCUUACUUGGAGUGUAUGUCCACAAGAAAAUGGAUCUCAGCACCGAGGCUGUGAACUGCUGUCAUCUCUGAGUUUUGCGCUGUUUUUGUCCCACUAGUAUGAUGAACUGAGAUCGAGGCUUGGGCCUACUCCAGCUGCUCCGCAGAGCAGAUCUAAGGACUCAGUCUAGUUCAGAAUGCUGUCAUUUGCUCUUAUUGUUUUCGCAUGAUACGUGUGUGUGUGUUUUCCCCUCUUUAUCAGUGCAGUGGUUAUGGUCUUUGAGUUGGAUUCUUCGAGUUUCUUGCUUUGUGGCUGCCUGUAAGCAAACAAAUCUUAGGGUGUAUAAUUUAUAGAUUCCUUGAUAAUAAAUGUACAUUGAACUUGAACAUUGAACUCCCUAUAGGAGGUCAUGGUGCAGUUUAGCCAUUUUCUGCUGUUGGGCAUUAAAUGUGGAAAGAUUUUUUUCUACUUUAAGGAAACAAAUGUUGAUUUAUUUCAGUUCUACAAAUCUUUAUGGUACCUUCUUGCUCUUUCCUUUAAGAUAUCCUUAAAAUAAAACAUUUAACAGAAAAUUAUUAUUUAUUUGGUUAAUUUCAGUGUCAAAACCUUCACUUUGUCUUAAAGGUCAGAUCUUAAAUCACUUAUUCUGAAGGAUAAUAGUGUCAGUCUUUGUUUGUUCUCACUUCCUCAAGUUGCCCAGAAUGUUCUAAAAUGUGCACCAUGUAAAUGCAAGAUUUUAUGGUUUCUAUUCUGUUUCCUCAUAUUGACAAUUGUACUUAACUGGGUUUCUCUUGGUGAAUUCAGGCCUGUUUUUCAUACAUAAUUGAUGCAUUAUCGUCCUUGAAGGAAAAUAAGGCAUACAGCUAAAAAAAAAGCAUUAUACCCUUUCUGUACUUAACGUUACAAAUCUUUAAAGUACCCACAGGCAAGCACAAGUCAGCUAACUGAAGUCAGGUGAGAGUAACACAACGGAUUGAAAGUUUAAUGAUUGUUCUCAGAUAUCUGAGUAUCUCAUACUCCGAUGAUUUUCUAUUGAAACUGGCAGCUUUCUUCCACCAAUAGCAAGAAUGAGUCAGUCAAUGGAACAAAUGGAGCGAGAUCAAUGCUAAACAAAUACUCUGCCAAAGAACCAGGCUACUACUUUGAUGAAUAACACCAGCCGAGUGAGUUAGCCAAUGCACAUCAGUAGUUUUAAUUUUGCCUGGGACAAACCUGUUGCAUCUUUCUUUACUAACAGCUAAUGAUGACACUCCUUUGGCCACCACAGUCAUAGAUUUUAAAAUGAAUGACACAUGAAAGGAAAUGCAGUUCUUUGAUUGUCUCGGCUAGCUUUGAUGCCCGUUUCUGCAAUUAACCGAUAGUGGAAAACAAUAAACGUUAGGAAAAUAUAUUAAAAUGCUUACUUAGGUAAUGAUUACUUAGGUAAUCAACAGGAAGAAAAUGAUUUGAUAAAAUUUCUAUUGAGUGGCUCAUAAUGAAAUCCGGUGAGCUGUGUAAACACGUUAUGUAACAUACUUUGUUGGAAGAUGGAUAGGAAAGGUUGAGGAAUAUGGACCAAAUGCUUUUAAAUGAGAUAGGUGGGCGGCUUGGUUGGCAUGGGUGUUUUGGGCCAAAAGACCUGUUGCUGUGCCAUAUUACUCUAUGACUAAUACCAUGCCAAAUGGUGUGGAUACAUACCAAUUUACAUGUAAGUUAUUAGCAGUUUUCAGAAUAUACUUGAAUCUUAGUGAAGUCGCCCUAAAAGAGAGGGAAUCAGAUGCCCUCCAGUGUUAAAAGGAAAAUGUCAGUGAAGUUUGAAGCUGGCUUGCUCUUGUGUGCCCCCUAGUGUCUAAUGCAGGAUAGUGAAAGCAAAAUCUUAGAAAUGAGCCUCCUUUGUUUUCUUCAGAUGAUAAAUAGCCUGGUAGAAGAGAGCAUUUUCAUUUGCCAUACUACAAGAUGCCUGUCUGUAACUAAGCUUCUUCAAUAUAUGCCAUUUUGAUUUAAUAGCAAUCAUUCUCUACAUAAAUAUUCUACGGUACAUUCAGAACUCAUUUACAGCAUUGUUGCUUUCAACACUAGAAAUAACACAUUGCUUUCAUUUAUUUCUAGGAUCAAAAACUAUCUCAAAACCUUCAUAAAAAGAUUCCACAAUAACAUUGUUAUAAACUCGAUCACUGUUUUUCACAUUAGUGCUUACCACCCCAUUUGAUAUGGAACUUUCUUUGUGCAGAAUAUUUUUAAGUGCUCUGCAGGAUCAAAAUUAAUAGCUUAAUGGGUGGCUUUUGAUUCAGUGAUAUUCAAAUAGUUCCUGUAGUAAACAUGACAGAUUUCUUUUUGAUCAACUGAAGACCCUAUCAAAUGGAUGAAGACAGUCAUCAUGACCAUAUUUACUGGGUAUUGUCUCAAAGGCCAUAAAAGGGCCUUGGCCCAAAAUGUCAACUUUUAUUCCCCUCCAUAGAUGCUGCCUGAAUUGCUGAGUUUCUCCAGUAUUUUGUGUGUGUUACCAGAAUACUUGAGGUUUGUUCCAAAAUAAAGUGAUACAUUUCACGUUUAUAUAAAAUUGAGCAAUAUUUAUCGCAAUGUAUAAUACAAUUUGUUAAUUUUUAGAAGACAUUUUGAUAAUGUCUACUCUUCAAAACAAAGAUCUAUUUAUAAGUUCCAAGGAAAACAAAAUCAUACUGGUUCAACCAAUCAAUGAAUAAACUACAUUAUAUGCACAACUGUCUGUGAAGGACACAUUGAAAUCCUUUAUCAAUAAAUGAUUGUUCUGAACACAACAUGUAUGUGUGAUAAGAAUGUAUUAAGAGAGUAUCAUCAUUCUUGGCUCAGGAACAAACUCAAGGAAGUAGAAUGCAGUCCGCUCCCCUAUACUUUUGCCAGUGCUGGACAAUGUUUGUCUUAUUCAAAUUUGCGCUGAGUGGAGCUGAGAAAGUCAAACUAUCAAUUCUGAGCACUACAAAUUGUUUAGCGGCCAAGAAUAUAGCCAAGGAGUUCAGUUUAAUUUGCUGAAGUAUGCAAACAUCUUUGAAAGGGAAUUGAACAGUUUGCAGUAAGUAGAAUAAACACAGGAACUACAUUUUCUAACAUUUUCUGCUCUAUUUAGAUCUUGAGGAAGUUGAAAUAUGAAAAGCAAAUUCACCAGAAAGAAACCUUUAGCUGCUGGAAGGAAGGAAGCUACACAUGGAGCAAUAAAUAUUUUAAAAUGUUGCCUGAGCUCAGGCAAGAUUUGCUAUGUUGUUGGUGGUUACCAGGAGCAACGGCACCAAAUGACCUUUAGCAGAAGACAUAUGCAUUCCAGAGCCUUAGUACAUUCCUGCAUGUUUCUGUGAGACAUAAUUCAUGUAGCAAAAUUCUUACAUUUUAAAAAUUAUAUUAAAGGGAUUGUCUCUGCUUUAUUUUACAAAUUUGAUCAAUUAGGAAUCACACCUAAAUUCAGAAUAUAGCUGUUGUGAAAUCCAAUGCUUGCACAAAGUAAUAUGUGAAUUCCUCAAUGAACCAACUGAUUGGAUAAUAAUCCCAAGGAUUAUUUGUUCAAAUGUCUGCUCAGUAGGAAAUUUUUCAUGUGUUAAUUUAGAUGGUGAUUAGUGAGCUAUGUAACUGCAGUGUAAAAGGCCUAAUUCCAUUAACGCUCAUUGACUUUUUCCAGAAAGGGUCAUCAGCUAGUAAAAAAGAGUGCAAAACUCAAGCCCAGUCAAUAAUGUAGAAUCCUGUGAGGUCAAAUUGUUUUCCUUGCUUAAUGGCUACCAAUGGUCAAAAUAUGGGAUUCCCAAUCUAUAUGAGUUUGUGCUGAACAAUUCCUUUAUUCUAAGGUUCAAAAGUUCAAAGGUCCAAUUUAAUGUCAGAGAAAUGUAUACAAUAUACAUCCUGAAAUGCUUUUUCAUUGGAAACAUCCACAAAAACAGAGAAGUGCCCCAAAGAAUGAACAACAGUUAAACGUGAGAGUCCUGAAGUACCCCCUCCACCGCACCCCCAUCCCAAAAGUAAGCAGCAGCAAGCAAACGAUCCUUCUCCCCACCCCCCACCCCCACAUUGGUACCGUCACUGGGCCCAAGUGUGUGCUAAGCAAUAACAAAGACCCAGACCAAAGUUACUCCAAAGGCUUCACAUUUCAUCCGAUAUGCAACAAACCACAAGUUCUCUCUUUCUCU
Hypanus sabinus (Atlantic stingray) is the source of this 5134-nucleotide messenger RNA. RefSeq names its product G-protein coupled receptor 37-like 1. The record is from RefSeq and is a predicted model, not a curated record. Gene Ontology annotation, cellular component: signaling receptor complex; plasma membrane. NCBI's taxonomy places the organism in Eukaryota, Metazoa, Chordata, Chondrichthyes, Myliobatiformes, Dasyatidae. The transcript is spliced from 3 exons. Gene Ontology annotation, molecular function: G protein-coupled peptide receptor activity. Gene Ontology annotation, biological process: positive regulation of MAPK cascade; adenylate cyclase-inhibiting G protein-coupled receptor signaling pathway. The coding region runs from base 237 to 1082 and encodes 281 amino acids.